This is a messenger RNA of Branchiostoma floridae (Florida lancelet), 1414 nucleotides long. RefSeq names its product probable inactive tRNA-specific adenosine deaminase-like protein 3. Lineage: Eukaryota; Metazoa; Chordata; Leptocardii; Amphioxiformes; Branchiostomatidae. The transcript is spliced from 10 exons. The record is from RefSeq and is a predicted model, not a curated record. Gene Ontology annotation, molecular function: tRNA-specific adenosine-34 deaminase activity. Gene Ontology annotation, cellular component: cytoplasm; nucleus. Gene Ontology annotation, biological process: tRNA wobble adenosine to inosine editing. Bases 187 to 1368 code for a protein of 393 amino acids.
GACCGCAAGCUUUAUGGUUGGCUCAAAACUCAUGACGUUAAGUUUCCCGACGAUAUAACGCUCAAGAUCUACAGGUUGACAAGAAACUUGACUUAAUCUGUACAGCCAACAACGCUACGAAUACAUAAAGUGGCUCCAACAGCAACACGUGGUGGUCGUUGACAAGUAAACUGUACGGAUGACAAUAUGGCUGCGCCCAUGGGUGAUUUGGGACCGUGCAAAAAGAAAAUGAAAGUGAUGACGACAGCUGAUGGUGACACCAGUAUUGCCCCAUCUACAGCAUCCCCAGGUGUGAACAUCCCCCACCCUGUACCUGUCCUGUCUGAUGACAUCAUGGCUCCAGUUCCACUCAUUGAUGUGUAUGUUGCUCCAGUCUUGGACAAGAAGCAAACAUCUCGUCUUAUAAAGGAAGUGUCAUCAAGGUUUCCUCUGCCAGAUCUACUUCAUCUCAAACGUGUCAACAGCCAGAAGUCAGGAAACAAAGAGACAACAAUACAAAUACUGCUUUCAAAGGCUCCUUCAUCAGAAGAUGGCAGCAGUGCAGACUCAGAGUCAAGGGACCCUACAGAGAAUGGUUUCCACUUUGACGGGCUGGGAAAGCCAUUUCUCACCAAAGUUGCAGUACGCCCUGCCAUCACCAGGAGGCAGUAUGAACACUGUGUACAGUACUGGCCUACUGCAUUCCAUGAAGACAAGUUGCUUGAGAGAAGAUUGAAAGGAGACUUCUUUACUUCUGAGGAGCUUCAGUCCAUCCAGAAGUACAUGCAGAGAGCUCUACAGGCAGCACAGCAUGCAAAACAGACAGGCAUGGAGCCUGUUGGUGCUGUGGUGGUGGACCCAGUAGCAGAUGAGGUUAUCGGUGUGGGUCAUGACCUGAGGCAUGCUGGGAACCCAUUGCAUCAUGCUGUCAUGGUUGCCGUGGAUACCGUUGCGUCCAGUCAAGAUGGAGGUUACUGGGACCACAGGGGACCAGAGCUUUAUUGGAGAGAAGAGCAAUCAGAAACCAGCAAUAUUCAUGUCAAAGAAACAGCUGAUGACUGCUCAUUGAAAGGAACUGAAACAGCUGGAAAAGAUGUCAAAUCAGAAGAUUCAACAAGAACAAGUGAUAUUUCAGGAAAUACAGAAGAGCAACCCAAAGAUGGGCCAUACCUGUGUACUGGGUAUGACUUGUAUGUGACCAGGGAGCCAUGUAUCAUGUGUGCCAUGGCCCUCGUCCACUCCAGAAUCAGAAGAGUGUUUUAUGGAGCUCCACAUCCCAGCGGUGCCCUGGGUACCAGAUAUUCUCUACACACCCAGCCUAACAUUAACCACCACUAUGAAGUUUUUAAACAUGUUAUGUUGGAAGAAUGUGGCUCUUUAAAGACUUGACAAUUGAUCUUAAAGAAAUAGCGAUUGGCAAUGAAUGUUAACCUCU